Molecule: messenger RNA, 1716 nt
Organism: Eurytemora carolleeae
Lineage: Eukaryota; Metazoa; Arthropoda; Copepoda; Calanoida; Temoridae
Gene: Arp10
Product: actin-related protein 10
Exons: 13
Coding region: 540-1562 (340 amino acids)
Biological process (GO): retrograde axonal transport of mitochondrion
Source: RefSeq, a predicted model, not a curated record
GUUUUAGUAAUUUUGAAUUAAUUGUAAUAAUAUAAAAUUUGUAAAAUCUUAGCCUUAUUGAUAGCGAUUUAAUUGGGAAUAAAUUAAGGGAUAAAAUUGUGCUAAAUUUUUUUUUAUUUUUUUACAUUGAUAAAAGUCAUUCAACUUUUUUUCUGUUUUUGUGUAGAAAGGAAGGCACAGACAAACAAUGUAUUUCGUCAAGUCAUUAAUAUAAAAUAAUUUGCAUUGAACAAUAUAAGACUUGAUUUUGCCAAGUGUACAUUGUUCUUAAAAAAUUUAGAAGGUGGUUAAGUACAAUAUUAACACAUGUAAUACAAUGAAAAUUCAACAUGUAUUGUAUUGUGAUUUAAAAACAAAGUCAUUUCCCCCGUUUUUUCAUUACAUAUAAAACAGGAGAUAUAUUUAAUUUGAUAUUUGGGCAUUAUAUUCAGACUUGAUACAGAAUAAAUUCCAGGUCUAAGUAUAUGAGUACUACAAAUAUAUCUAUUUAAUAAACCAUGUAAGAGUUGGAAUGAAUGUUUUGAAUAUAAAGAAUAAGAAUGGCGAAUGUCUAUUAUUGCAGAAAAAUGCCCUUGUAUGAGGGGAUAGGUUUGAUCUCUGAGAAGCAUGCUGUUGUACUAGAUAUCGGUGCUGCUUAUACUAAAUGUGGUUACGCAGGUGAGUUGACCCCCCGCUGUAUCGUGCCGAGCUUGAGUCGGGAUGGAACAGCAUUGCACGAUUUAGACUCAGAGGAUGAGAUUUAUAAUGAACUAGUUCCUUUCAUUCAUACACUUUACUUCAAGUGGUUGCUUGUGAAUCCUAAAGACCGGAGAGUUGUUAUUAUAGAAUCCAUUCUUGGAUCCAUUAAAUUCAAGGUAGGGAUUGAAAGAUUGACCUUGGAUCCAUCAAAUUCAAGGGUCGAUCUUUUGAACCGAGGAAACCUUAUUUUCGGAGAGAAUAAGGAAACAUCUAGACCAGUAGCUCAUUCACCAGAGAUACUUACAAAUCAGAUAGUUGAGGAUAUCCUGGUUAGAUGUUGCCUGGUCACUAGUAUUGAAAAUGGAAAAGAUAUUUAUCAAAUAUCUCAGGAUGCCAGUUCUGUAUCAUCUCUCUCUACCUGCCUUAACUCCUGUCCGCCCACAGUUAGGUAUCCCAUUGGUGGUGACUGCAUGCUUCUGAUAGAUGGUGUAACUAGAGCCGGUUCUGCUGAAGUGCUUUGGCAUCUAGAUGGUGAAGAUGCUAUUAGAUCCUGCCCUAUUGACUCUAGGAGGGAACUGGCAAACAACCUGGUUCUAGUUGGAGGAGUCACUAUGAUGCCAGGCUUUAAGUCGAGACUAAACCAGGAGUUAAUGAGUUUACUAAAUACUCCUAAAUACAAAGAUCUGAAGAUUAGAGAGUUCAAGGUUCAUCAGCCACCAACCAAACCAAACCUUGCCACGUGGUUAGGUGGGGCAAUAUUUGGCGCAACAGAUGUGGUCGUAACACGCUCUCUACCUAGGGAACAGUAUCUCAAGGAUCCCUGUGUUCCUGAUUGGGCUAAUCUCAGAUUCAACUCAGUGUACAUGGAGGAGAGACAAGGAUAAGUGUAGCUGGCACGUUGUACUAUGUACAAUGUACUGGCUAAGUACUCUCUGUACAACCUCAAACACGCCAUUUCUAGGAUUUGUUUGAAAUAAGCUUCGCAUUUUUUUGUUUAAUUCCUCGUAAUGAAUCUUUUUAAUAUUUUCUCAAAGCUGU